This is a messenger RNA of Phasianus colchicus (ring-necked pheasant), 1337 nucleotides long. RefSeq names its product galactose-3-O-sulfotransferase 2 (gene GAL3ST2). Gene Ontology annotation, cellular component: membrane. The record is from RefSeq and is a predicted model, not a curated record. Gene Ontology annotation, molecular function: galactosylceramide sulfotransferase activity. Gene Ontology annotation, biological process: glycolipid biosynthetic process; glycoprotein biosynthetic process. Lineage: Eukaryota; Metazoa; Chordata; Aves; Galliformes; Phasianidae.
AUGAAAACCCAUGGGCGUGCUUCAAGGCCUAUCAAAAAUCUCUUCCUUGUCAACGUGUUCCUGGGACUUGCCUUCCUGUUGGGAUUCUUCCAUGCAAAUAGCAGGAACCACCUAUUCCAGAAGAGUUCUGCAGAGCUGCUGGCAUCCCCCACGCCCUGCCAAGCCAAGACCAACGUCAUGUUCCUCAAGACCCACAAGACUGCCAGCAGCACCAUCCUCAACAUCCUGUUCCGCUUCACCGAGAGGUACAAACUCACAGCUGCCCUCCCCGCCGGCCAGCAAUUCCACCUGGGUUACCCGGAGAGUUUUGUCACCAAUUUUGUGGAGGGUUUUCAAACCCAAGGGCAAAACUACAACAUCAUGUGCAACCACCUGCGCUUCAACCCCUCUGAGGUGCACAAGGUGAUGGCAAAGAACACCUUCUACUUCUCCAUCCUGAGGAACCCCAUUGCUCUGCUGGAAUCUUCCUAUGUCUACUACAAGGACGUGGCCCCCGCCUUCAGUAGAUCCAAGGAUGUGAAUGAAUACCUGGCGUCACCCCUGAAAUACUACCAUAAGGAGGAUUACAGGAGAAACAUCUAUGCCAAGAAUAACAUGUGGUUUGACUUUGGCUAUGAUAACAAUGCAGAGGACGACGAAAACUAUAUCCAGUCUGUCUUGGAUGAGACUGAAGAGAACUUCCACCUGAUCUUGAUAGCAGACUACUUUGAUGAGUCCAUGAUCCUCCUGAAACACACCUUGUGCUGGGAUUUAGAUGAUGUGAUUUACUUCAAACUCAAUUCCAGGAGCAAUGAGACUGUCCAGGCCCUGACUCCAGAAAGCGAGGAGAGAGUAAAAAAGUGGUGCUCGCUGGACUGGAAGCUCUACCUGCACUUCAACCAGAGCUUCUGGAGGAGGAUUGAGGAGACUAUAGGACUUGAAGAGCUGGAGAAGGAGGUAAAUGACCUGCGAAUGAGGCAGAAAGAACUCAUGGAGACCUGCCUCUUGGACCAGGAGGCUGUGGUGAAGGCUCACAUCAAGGACAAGACUCUCUUGCCUUUCCAGUCAGGGUCGGCAAAUAUCCUUGGUUAUAACCUCAGAAAAGACUUAGACAAUGACACUCUGAAAAAAUGCCAGAAAAUGGUUAUACCAGAGCUCCAGUACACAUCCUACCUCUACUCCCUCCAGUACCCACACAAGAAGGGGAAGCCCAUAAACUUUCCCAAGUAGUGGAACAGUUCUCAGAAGAUGUAAUCCCCCACAUUGCAGCUACAGCAUCCCACUGCUGCAGCCUUUUGCACUGGCCGAGUUUGGCGAUGAGACUCUUGCACAGGAUGGGGAGGCUGGGGAUCAUUUGA